AUGUAGUAUACAGCAAUCAGCAAUUGCAAAUUGAUAUCACCAUAAACAGAACACGAGAUAAACUCUAAGGGGUUUAAUAAUUCAAUUUCAGAAAUGAGUCCAAUGAAAGUAGAAACUUCUAACCCAGGUAUUUCAACAACUCAGCAGUUAGUCUCUCCUCAAAAGUAUAGUAGAACAACAAUGAGAAUUAAUUCAAUUCCACUCGAAUAAUUACAACCACCAGAUUUACCAGAAUCUGAAGAAAUAUUGUCAAUUGAUAAACAAAGAGAAAACUAAGCUGUACUGAUUAAAAAGAAAUCGCCAUUUGCUAAAUUGAUUACUAAUUGCCAUUCAUUAAAGUUUGCGAACAAAAUGAUUAGCUUUAUAAGGCCAGAUUGUAAAUUUUCUCAAAAAUAACAUGAAAUUUUAAACGAUUAAGCAAGUUCAUAUAUGCAAUAGAAAGGGAAGAUAAGUGGUAAUUUUCUACAACAAAAUAUCAAUACAAUAGAUUUAUAGAUAAGAAUUAAAAUAAGAACAUGGAAAAAUGGUGUAGUAAAUAAAUUGUCUGGAUGCUUUUCCCAAUUAUAUAAUUAUAUUCCAUUAAUAGAACCAAAUAAUAUUAUGAAAUUAAUUUGGGACUUUUUGCUUUGUCUGAUACGUAUUUAUCUGAUAAUCUGGUCACCUAUCAUAAUUUCAUUUCCAUUUUUGUAGAACGAUCAUGCAAAUUAUUUUAGAAUCAGUUGUGUAUUUCUUGCAUUCGAUUUGGUGAUAAGAAACUUUACUAUUUACUUUCAUAAAGGAUUACCGGUUAAAAAUCGGUACCAAUUAUUUAAAAAGCAACUCAAUAUUGGUUUGGCAAUAGAACUAGGGAGUAUUUUAUUUGGGAUACUAGUAUCUCUAGAUUAUUAAUUAAGCACAUGGUUUUUUAUGUUGUUUUAUUAUUAAUUGAGAAACAUAAUGAAAUUGGUGGAUAUUAUUCAGUAUAAUUUAAAACCUACUAAAAUGGUCAGUUCUGUAAUAGAUCUAUUUAAAUUGAUAGCUACAGUGUUAUUAAUAUAGCACUUCUGUGGUUGCUUAUGGUUAAAAUUAGGAUAGUAUUACGAUAGUCAAGGUUAAAUGAAUUGGAUGAUGGAUGUAAGAAAUGAAAGCUGGUAGGUACAAUUUCUUGAGUCUUUCUAUUUUAUGAGUGUAACCAUGUUUACUGUAGGCUAUGGAGAUAUCUCACCUACAAAUUCAUUGGAAAAGAUGUUUUGUAUUUGUUACAUGUUCCUAUCAACUUUGCAAUAUUCUUAUUCUGUCAACACAAUUGGUCUGAUACUUACUCAAAUGAAGGAGAAUAAUGAAAUGAUUAGAUAAAAGAUGACAUGCAUAAAUGAAUAUUUACAUUGUAAAAAAUUAAGCACAGAACUUUCUAUGAAGGUAAGAGAAUAUUUUAAUUUUUAUUGGAAUUAAGAAAUUAUUCAAAAAAAAAAUGAACAAAUAAGACUUAUCACAUUAUUGCCAGAGAAUCUACAAUAAAAAUUAAAGUUGGAAUCAGCUUCAUCUUUAAUUAUUAAAUGCCCAUAUUUUUCUCAAUUUCCUAAACCUGCUUUAGAAUGUUUACUCUAAAGUACAGAGUUUAAUGUCUUUUAGCCUGGAGUUCACAUAAAUGCAUAAGAGUAUAUUUAUAUAAUAGAAAAUGGAAAGGUUGAAGUAUUGCAAGAUAAGAUUGUAAUUGACACACUAAAAGAGAAUUAAUUUUUUGGUUUGCAAGAACUCUUUACCGCAAGCGAUAACAUAAACUAUAAAUCUGCUGAUUUCUCUAGUCUAUUAAUGAUACCUCGUUCUGAAGUUCUAAAAGUGACCAACAAAUUCCAAUUGCAAAUCAUACCAGAAAAAUUUUGUUAUAUUUGUCACGAUAAAAGACAUUUUACUAAUCAAUGUAAUGUUGUUCAUUAUAUACCUGAUAUGGAGAAAGUCAUUAUGAGAUAUAACUUUCACAAUAUUCAGGAAAGAAGCAAAUUGAAACAAAUAAAAAAAAGUAAAGCUAGAUUUUCUGCAUUAAAUGAGUAAAUUUUAAUAUCGGAUAGUGCUAAAAUAUAUCAAUUAGAAAAUGAUAUAGUCCCUGAAAAUGAAAUUCAAGAACAAUAAAGUUAAGGGUUAAGUAUCCAUUAAAAUGGGCAUCCUAAAGUUAACGUUGUUACUUUUGAAGAUUAGCAUGCAUAAUUAAAUCCUCCAGAAUGGCUGGUUGAGACCUCGUUUCAUCCUGCAAAAUUUAUGCAAAGAACAGGCCUAUUAUAACAAACUUAGAUUUUAGAUAGCUUUAAAAAUAAAAGAGAAAAAAAGUUAUUAUUAUCAGGGGCAUCCAAUAAGUAAAGUGAUCAAACAGUUCUUUCUGACAAACCAGGAGAUUGCUAAGAAGCCUUAAAUAAAUUAUAAUCUAUCUUACCUAAAUUGUCACCUAGGGAAUAUGAGAAGUGUUUCUUUCUGAUUAAGAAGCUUGAAGGAGAUUUAGGCUAAACUUAAAUAUCAGGAUUUGAAUAGCUUAAGGAAUUUGAUAAAUUUGAUAGGGAAUGGAAUAUUGAUAGAGUUAUCACUAAAUUGAUGAGGCCUAUAAGAAAAAAUAACGCAGAAAUAUUAAAUUAGUUAAUAAAAAAAUAUUCAAAAUACUUAUUAUUUCCAUUUGAGUAUAUAAGGCUAUUUAGAAAUUCCUUAAUUGAAGAAGAAGAUGUCAAACAAAAUAAGUCAUAUUUGGAAUAGGUUAGACAUAGUGUAAAACACUUUCUAAAAAAGAAGGCAACGACAGUAUUCCCAAUUAGAUGA
Messenger RNA from Paramecium tetraurelia, 2781 nucleotides. RefSeq lists its product as uncharacterized. The transcript is spliced from 4 exons. Gene Ontology annotation, molecular function: voltage-gated potassium channel activity. Gene Ontology annotation, biological process: potassium ion transmembrane transport; regulation of membrane potential. Lineage: Eukaryota; Ciliophora; Oligohymenophorea; Peniculida; Parameciidae. The record is from RefSeq and is a predicted model, not a curated record.